Molecule: messenger RNA, 1311 nt
Organism: Elephantulus edwardii (Cape elephant shrew)
Lineage: Eukaryota; Metazoa; Chordata; Mammalia; Macroscelidea; Macroscelididae
Gene: KCNG3
Product: potassium voltage-gated channel, subfamily G, member 3
Exons: 2
Coding region: 1-1311 (436 amino acids)
Biological process (GO): protein homooligomerization; potassium ion transmembrane transport
Cellular component (GO): membrane; voltage-gated potassium channel complex
Molecular function (GO): delayed rectifier potassium channel activity; protein binding
Source: RefSeq, a predicted model, not a curated record
AUGACCUUCGGGCGCAGUAGGGCGGCCUCGGUGGUGCUGAACGUGGGCGGUGCCCGGUACUCGCUGUCCCGGGAGCUGCUGAAGGACUUCCCGCUGCGCCGCGUGAGCCGGCUGCACGGCUGCCGCUCGGAGCGCGACGUGCUCGAGGUGUGCGACGACUACGACCGUGAGCGCAACGAGUACUUCUUCGACCGGCACUCAGAGGCCUUCGGCUUCAUCCUGCUCUACGUGCGCGGCCACGGCAAGCUGCGCUUCGCGCCGCGGAUGUGUGAGCUCUCCUUCUACAACGAGAUGAUCUACUGGGGCCUGGAGGGUACGCACCUUGAGUACUGCUGCCAGCGCCGCCUCGACGACCGCAUGUCUGACACCUACACCUUCUACUCGGCGGAGGAGCAGGGCGCGCUGGGCCGAGACGAGGUGCGACCCGGUGGCUCCGAGGCGGCCUCCUCCCGCCGCUGGCUGGAGCGCAUGCGGCGGACCUUCGAGGAGCCCACGUCGUCGCUGGCGGCGCAGAUCCUGGCCAGCGUGUCGGUGGUGUUCGUGAUCGUGUCCAUGGUGGUGCUGUGCGCAAGCACCCUGCCGGACUGGCGCGCCGCCGCCGCCGACAACCGCAGCCUGGAUGACCGGAGCAGGUACUCCGCCGGCCCUGGGAGGGAGCCCUCCGGGAUCAUUGAGGCGAUCUGCAUAGGCUGGUUCACCGCAGAGUGCAUCGUGAGGUUCAUUGUCUCCAAAAACAAGUGUGAGUUUGUCAAGAGACCACUGAACAUCAUUGAUUUAUUGGCAAUCACGCCGUAUUACAUCUCCGUGUUAAUGACCGUGUUCACGGGUGAGAACUCUCAACUCCAGAGGGCUGGAGUCACCUUGAGGGUGCUUAGAAUGAUGAGGAUUUUUUGGGUGAUUAAGCUUGCCCGUCACUUCAUUGGUCUUCAGACACUUGGUUUGACUCUCAAAAGAUGCUACCGGGAGAUGGUUAUGUUACUUGUGUUCAUUUGUGUUGCCAUGGCAAUCUUCAGUGCACUUUCUCAGCUUCUCGAACAUGGGUUGGAUCUGGAAACAUCCAACAAGGACUUCGCCAGCAUCCCCGCUGCCUGCUGGUGGGUGAUUAUCUCUAUGACUACAGUUGGCUAUGGAGAUAUGUAUCCUAUCACAGUGCCUGGGAGAAUUCUUGGAGGAGUUUGUGUUGUCAGUGGAAUUGUUCUGUUGGCAUUACCCAUCACUUUCAUCUACCACAGCUUUGUGCAGUGUUAUCAUGAGCUCAAGUUUAGAUCAGCUAGAUAUAGUCGGAGCCUCUCCACCGAGUUCCUAAAUUAA